CAGAAGCAGAGUGCUAAGAGCAAGCAAGCAGCAAACGUAGCCUGCGAAGCAAACUCUCACCCAAGCAGGCAGCCAUGAACUGCGGCGGAAGCAGGGGUCCGGCGGCAACAGUGCGGUGCAGGGAAUGCCACACGAACCUCACCGCGGCGCCCGGCGCGCGUGCCGUGCACUGCAUGCAAUGCAACUGCGGUACGCGCGUCCCCGGGUCUGGCUCUGGCCGGCAGGUGGUGGUGGUGCCCCACCCGCGCCCUAACCCGGGCUUCGGCGUCUGCCGCAGCAAGAAGCGCGCCGUGCUGAUCGGCAUCAAGUACACCAGCAGGCGCGCCGGCGAGCUGAGGGGCCCCAUCAACGACGUCAAGUGCAUGAAGCACCUGCUCACCACGCGCUUCGGCUUCCCCUGCGAAGGCAUCAUCGUCCUCACUGAUGAGGAGACGAACAAGUGCAGGCUGCCCACCAAGGAGAACAUCCGUAUGGCGAUGCACUGGCUGGUUCAGGGUUGCAGCAACGGAGACUCGCUGGUGUUCCAGUUCUCCGGCAUCGGCACGCAGGUCCCCGACGAGGACGGCGACGAGCGUGACUGCAUGGACGAGGCCAUCUGCCCAAUGGACUCCUUCCACCAGGGCCCCAUCCUGGACGACGAGAUCAACGCGGCCAUCGUCCGCCCGCUGGUGCACGGCGCCAAGCUCCACGCCCUCGUCGACGCCCACCACAGCGCCACCGUCCUCGACCUUCCAUACCAAUGCGUUACGUCCAAGACUACCGGGUGCCUGAACUGGGUGAAGCAGCCCACUCCGAACGGCGCCUGCAAAGGCACCAGCGGGGGCAGAGCCGUGCUCAUCAGUGGCAGCAGCGGCGGCAAGAAGAUGCCUGCUAACACGCUGUCUGAGCCCUGCGCUACAAUGGGCGCCCUGACGCACAGCUUCAUCAAGGCACUGGAGUGCGAGCCGCACGCCAGCUACGGCCGCCUGCUCACCUCCAUGAGGACCAUCAUGCGCCAGGGCGGGCCUUGCAGCCUGCCAGGCCCCGUCGGCAGCUCCGUCCGCAAGGUCACCAACUUCAGCGGCGUGGAGGCGCCUUGUAUGUCUUCUUCUGAGAAUUUCGGCAUCGACUGCGAGAAGCUCUGCAUCUAGAACCAUGCAUGAUUCUCGUCGUCGAUUAAGGCUACUGCAAUCGAACGAUUACUACCCAAUCAUCAUCGACCGUGUCGAAAUACUCUAUCGAUCACUGGCCGUGAUGCUUGCUACUACUGCUAGUACGUGUGAUGUAUCACCUGCCAUGCCAUCAAGAACGAGCAGAUAGCUCACAUAAGGCUCUAGAGAACCUGGCACGUUCUCUAUGACUACUCUACCGUACCUCACUGUAAUAAGGUCGUUGCGUGUCAUCACAUCGCCUUUAAUAAAUUGACUCCUAUAUGUUAUCGUCCUAA
Messenger RNA from Lolium perenne, 1426 nucleotides. Its product is annotated as metacaspase-1. Gene Ontology annotation, cellular component: cytoplasm. Lineage: Eukaryota; Viridiplantae; Streptophyta; Magnoliopsida; Poales; Poaceae. Gene Ontology annotation, molecular function: cysteine-type endopeptidase activity. Gene Ontology annotation, biological process: proteolysis. The record is from RefSeq and is a predicted model, not a curated record.